Molecule: messenger RNA, 1026 nt
Organism: Brugia pahangi
Lineage: Eukaryota; Metazoa; Nematoda; Chromadorea; Rhabditida; Onchocercidae
Source: the annotation of a GenBank genome assembly
AUGUCUUCUGCACUAAUACUACUGUUAGCUUCAUUUCUCAUCAUACAAUCUGGCAACACAAAAUUCGUAAAAUACUGUAUUAGUGAUGCGCAAUGUGAUCCAGGAGAACGAUGUGUUCCGGAAAUAACCGGAUUAAUGCUCUGUCAGCAAGCCUUAGAACAAAUGCCCACAACACCAACGAUAUAUCCUGCACAAUCAAGACAGAUUACAUGUCAAAAUGAUGCACAAUGUCGUAUACUUGGCAAAUGCAUAUAUCUUGGCUGGCCUGGCUCUUGUCAGUACGCAUCGCUUGGAUGGAAAUUGACUGAUCGAUGUUACAAUGACGCCGACUGUGCUCAACACCUGCACUGCAUCAAUACAAAUGGCAUGAUGACUUGUCAGGUCAUCCGGGAUGCGCUGCCGUACAAAACGUGUCAAAGCAACACGGAUUGCGAUCUAUUAGAGAUGUGCUCCUUCAGUAAGCAGUAUAAUGCUAAUGCAUGCAUAGUAUCGAUUGAUUAUCCUACGGCUAAAAUGAGUCCAUUUCGAAGUGAUGAAAUUGGAGGUGGUGCUGUUCCGUUGAGUCUUACUGAUAACCGUGCUAUUUCAAAAGGCUAUGAAAAGCAGUGUACUGCUGAUUAUCAGUGUUCUGUUUUCGAGAUUUGCACAGAAGAAAGUAUCCCAGGUAAUCGCAUCUGCACUUAUAAUCCAACAACAAGCAAUCGACAAUGUCGUUUCAAUGCUGACUGUCAAUCUGGACAGCGUUGCGAGAAAGUUUUAGAGAAUUUUUAUUUGUGUAAAGCUGCAAAACAGACGACAUUCAUGCAACCGUGCCAGUAUGAUUACGAAUGUUCGGGUGGUCAGCGUUGUAUUAAUAUCAGCAAUGGCAUCUCCUCUUAUCAGCAGAAUUCUCGAUAUUGCUUCUUACUGGACGAAAGAUCAAACUGUGACAAUGACAUGGAUUGCUCGGAUGCAAAAGUUUGUAAUACUUUUGGAAAGUUCAAACAGUGUGUACCAAUCACUUCCAAUUCACAUUUUAAAUUGUAA